Molecule: messenger RNA, 6284 nt
Organism: Porites evermanni
Lineage: Eukaryota; Metazoa; Cnidaria; Anthozoa; Scleractinia; Poritidae
Source: the annotation of a GenBank genome assembly
AUGCAGCUUUUAGCCGACAACUUUGUUACUCCUAAUGACAUCUUCUUCAUUCGAAAUCAUCUUCCUGUUCCAGACAUUGAUGCGAAUACAUACGAGUUGGAGAUCACUGGUGAAGGAGUCAAAACAAUCAAGCUUUCUCUUGAGGUAGGUGAAGUUCCUUUGCUCAAAAGGGGUUUGAGCCGAGGUGAAUAAUAAUAAUAAUAAUAAUAAUAAUAAUAAUAAUAAUGAUAAUAAUAUUUAUUAUUUGGUAUUGCACAAAUUAUCAAAUGAUCAAAUGCGCAUUACAAACUAUUAAAGCUAACUAAAAAUAUAUUAAUUAUCGAAUUAAACAUGAAUAUAUCCGUAAAUGAUACCUAACUUAAUUAUUUAGUACUUAACCUAUUACUUACAAUAAUUAUAACUAAAAGAAAUAAUAUAUGUUUCAUUAAAAUUGAUAAAGAAAAAAAGAGAGAGCAAAAUUAAUAUACACCUAUGUACAAUUAAAAAUUGUAUGCAAGUUUAAAAUAAUAAGUCUUUAGCUGUUUCUUAAAAGCAUAAUAGUUGCCCUGUUUCCUAAUGUCCUUCGGUAAAAUCUUCCAGAUUCUAGGGGCGGCUACUUUGAAAGUCCUGUCUCUAAGUGUCUUCUUUGAUCGUACACUAUAAUCCUCGAGUAACAUCUCCCCGUCCGAUCUAAGAUUGGAUUGAUGAACCCCUGGACGCAACCUAUUCGAAAAGAAUAAAAAAAUCCUCGGCAAUUUCAAUGUGGCUCAGAAUUACUUAAAGCUACGUUACGGCGGGGCAGUAAAAACGUGCAACCUGUUUUGCAACAUUGCUACAAAACGAGUUGAAAAGUAAUGUUGCGUGUUUUAUCAGUCGCGUUCAAACUUGUCUUGCAGCAAAUAAGGUAGUUGCAAGUCGCGUGAAUACUGUCUUCUAGUUGGAUUAAAUUACGCGUACCUGCGCAACAUGAGUACAGAUUUUGUUGCAAAAAGUAGAAAUACUCACUCCUUUCUGCAAUAAUUUUUCGCAACCUACUGCAACCUGAUUUGUUGCAAGACUGGUUUGGUUCGUGGGUGGUAAAACGCGCAUCAUCGCUUUUCGUUGCAGGUUUUUGUUGCACGUUUUACCGUACCUUAACUCCUUUGCAAAUCGGGUGAUAUGACCUUACUCGGCAACGGCGAAAACAAAACCAAAAAUAAACUCCCACGAAACGAAAAAAAAAACUUGGAAAAAUGAUAACGCGACAGCGAGCAACAAGGUUAAAACAGGUCUUUUGACUUCAUCUGCGCUUGCCUACUGCCUCCAGUACGAGCACGCUUAAGUUGUGAGACGCUUGGGUAAAAGAAAAAAAAAACAUUUAUAAAUGGACUAAUUUACGUUACUUUAGUCGUUGAAAUUGACUUGAGCCGACAAAACCUCGCCACGUUCUUCUCACCGGUUCGCGUUCCGCAGAUUUUCCACGAACCAGCAGGCUCUUUCUUUACUUAAAACAAUAUCUAAAUCCAGUAUAUCAGACAAUUCCUUGCAAGGAAACAUACUUUUUUAUUGAUAUUUCAGGAGCUCAAAGGCAAGUUUCCAAAACACACAGUGAUGUCAACUAUUCAGUGCGCAGGAAGCAGACGCAGUGAAAUGAAUGAAAUUAAGAAAGUCAAAGGACUGGACUGGGGGGCAGCUGCUAUAAGCACUGCUGAGUGGUCUGGAGCGCGUUUGAUAGAUGUACUCAGGUAUUGUGUUUACUGUAUUCACCUUUAUACACCAUACACAUAAUCCUUGAUUAGCACAGUCGGCUAGUGCGCGGCUCCCGUGCGGGAGGCCCCGAGUUUGAUUCCAAACUCACUUUGGUCUUUCAAUGAGUAUUUUAAACUUACAACUCCUGUUCAUCCCUAUACAGCGCGCCAAUCAUGUGCUGGGAAUCUUUAUGAAGCCUCUGUCAAUACCACCCAAUAUGGCUCCAGGUUCCUAAGUUCACUGGUUCACGCCUAAUUCCCCCCCCCCCCCCCCCCAACAAAUAUAACUAAUUUACAAUCUCUUAAGCUAUUUUGUAAAGAAAAAAAAAAUCUCUAUUCUUAAUUGUUAUUCUAGUUAACAAUAUAUCUGCCUUUAAUAGCAGUAUAGGGUGUGUAAAUACCUUUCCUAGAUUAAAGUAAUAUUCUUUGAUUUUAUGUGUAAUUGUAUUUUUGGGGGUCAUCCACUAAAUUAGCUUUAUUAUACUUGGAUGAUCCCCACUCGCUUCCUAUUUAGAUGCUACAUUUUUGUCCUUACUAGUAUAAUCGUAUUCUUAUGCUGUCUUCGUUAAUUCAAUCUGUGUCAUGUAUAAAACCGAGCUGAGCGGAAAAAAACCUUCUUGUCUGAAAUCGUUGUUUGCUUUCCAUGAAGCUUUAAGUAGCUUUAAAUCCCCGAAAAGGAGCACUGAUGGAGGGGGGGAGGCGGGGGGGGGGGGGGGGGUAAAAGGGGCGCACCGGGGUGCCAUGUUUGUAAGUCUAAUGAGUGGUUUUACGAGUUACCGGCGUGAAAUAAGGACCUUUGCCAAAUUUAUUGAAUAGUUUUUUUUUUCUUUCAUGGCGUCAAUAUUAUGUUUUAACGGAAAAUUUUUUUAAAUAAAAAAAUCCUCGGCAAUUUCAAUGUGGCUCAGAAUUACUUAAAGCUACGUUACGGCGGGGCAGUAAAAACGUGGAACUUGUUUUGCAACAUUGCUAGAAAACGAGUUGAAAAGUAUUGUUGCGCGUUUUAUCAGUCGCGUUCAAACUUGUCUUGCAGCAAAUAAGGUAGUUGCAAGUUGCGUGAAUACUGACUUCUAGUUGGAUUAAAUUACGUGUGCCUGCGCAACAUGAGUACAGAUUUUGUAGCAAAAAGUAGAAAUACUCACUACUUUCUGCAAUAAAUUUUCGCAACCUACUGCAACCUGAUGUGUUGCAAGACAGGUUUGGUUCGUCGGUGGUAAAGCACGCAUCAUCGCUAUUCGACUCGUUUUGCAGCAGUGUCAAAAACAAGUUGCACGUUUUUGUUGCGCGUUUUACCGCAGCUUAAGUCCUUUACAAAUCGGGUGACAUGACCUUACUCGACGACGGCGAAAACAAUUAAAAAACUCCCACGAAAAGAAAAAAAAUAAAAAAACUUGAAAACUGUUAACGCGAAGCCGAGCAACAAGGUUGAAACGCUUUUUUUGACUUCAGUACGAGCACGCCCAAGUUGUGAGACGUUUGAGUAAAAGAAAAAAAAUACGUUUAUAAAUGGACCAAUUUGCGUAACUUUAGUCGUUAAAACUGACUUGAGGCGGCAAAACCUCGCCCCAUUCUUCUCACUAGCUCGCGCUCCGCAAAUUUUCCACGAGCCUGCAGGCUCUUUCUUUACCUAAAACAAUAUUUAAAUCUAAUACACCAAACAAUUCCUUGCAAGGAAACAUACUUUUUUUUUGAUAUUCAGGAGCUCAAAAGCAAGUUUCCAAAACACACAGUGAUGUCAACCAUUCAGUGCGCAGGAAGCAGACGCAGUGAAAUGAAUCAAAUCAAGAAGGUCAAAGGACUGGACUGGGGGGCAGCUGCUAUAAGCACUGCUGAGUGGUCUGGAGCGCGUUUGAUAGAUGUACUCAGGUAUUGUGUUGACUCCAUUCACCUUUAUACACCAUACACAUAAUCCUUGAUUAGCACAGUCGGCCAGUGCGCGGCUCGUUCGGGAGGCCCCGAGUUCGAUUCCAAACUCACUUUGGUCUUUCAAUGAGUAUUUUAAACGUACAACUUCUGUUCAUCCCUAUCCAACGCGCCAAUCAUGUUCUGGAAGUCUUUUUCAAGCCUCUGUCAAUACCACCCAAUAUGGCUUCAGGUUCCUAAAUUCAUUGGUUCUCGCUUGGAAUUCCCCGCAACAAAUAUAACUAAUUUACAGUCUCUUAAGCUAUUUUGUAAAGCCCUAAAAGCCUCUAUGCUUAAUUGUUAUUCUAAUUAAAAAUUUAUCUGCCGUUAAUAGCAGUAUAGGCUGUAUAAAUACCUUUUUAAUUUUUUUUGAGGUGGGGAGGGGUUGUCAUCCACUAGAUUAGCUUUUGAUAUUUGGAUGAUCCCAACUCGCUUCCUAUUUAAAGGCUACAUUUUUGGUUUCCUAAGAAAUUCGUAUUCAUAUGUCUUCGCUAAUUCAACCUGUGUCAUGUGUAAAACCAAGCUGAGUGUAAAAAACCUUCUCGUCUGAAAUCGUUGUUUCCUUUCCAUUAAGCUUUAAGUAGCGUUAAAUACCCGAAACGGAGCACUGAGAGGGAGGGGGAGGGGGCUAAAAUGAACGCACCGUGGGUGCUAGGUUUGUUAGUCUAAUGAGUGCUGUUACGAGUUACCGUCGUGAAAUAAGGACCUUCGCUAAAUUCAGUUAAUAAUGAUCUUUUCUCUUCAUGUACUCAAUAAAAUGUUUCAAGGUGAAAGUUCUAUUGAAUUCUGUGUGCAGGUCCAAUCAAGGCAACGGGGGCUAGUCAUGAUCAUUUUAAUGAAUAUUUUACCAAAAUCAACCCAAGGGUGGGUGGCUGAAUGCAUCAGAUGCAUAGAAAGAGCGUCCCCAGUAUGGUCCUUCAAUCUCGUCCUCCCGAUCCAAAUUUUAACUCAAUCCCAUAAUCCCGUUGGUUAGUUUGGUCCCCCAGUGUCCCAGUUUUUACGAGUUCAUUACCGAAGUUGACAGAAAUUUCUGUUUUAAAACUAUAGGUAUAUCUGUGGUCUACAAUUGACUUAUUUCGCUAUCAGAAUCUAAAACCAUCGGAAUAUAGAAUGUCUUCCUCUUCCUGCAGUAAUUUCAUAACCUCUUACCAAAUUUUUAAUAUCUCGCUUAUUUUAUAAACUUUCCCUUUUGAUAGGAAAAUUGCCUUAGUUGCCCGUUCUCCCUAAUAAAAAAGUCCCCAAAACGUGUGUAUUGGACAACGAGAGUACUUAUACCGUUUAUUUGGGAAAACCGGAAAUUCCGGUUAGAAAUUCAAAUGGCAAGCACCCUAAUUAUAGACCAAUUUCUAUUCUUCCGGGUAUAAUAAAGGUACAUGAAAUUAAUUGUUAUUGUAAUUGUAAUUUGUUUACCCACGGAGCACUUAGGAGUUCUUAAGAACUCGUUGAAACGUAUCCGUGCGUUCCAGAUCGAAUUGGAAUUUGAAAGUGUUCGUUUUUAACCUUGGAUAGGCGAAAACCCGAGUACCCUGAGAAAAACCUCUCGGAACCAGGGAGAGAACCAACAAAAAACUCAACCCACAUAUAAAAGAAUCUUAGGAAUUCUAUGAAAACCAGCUUUAAAAUAGAACCAAAAUCCACGCGCAAUCUCUGUGAUCGCAUCGUUCAGUAGUUUCUUUCAUUUGAUCAUUCAGAUCCUUGACAUGGAAACCACGCUGUCUAUCGCUGCAUAGUGAGAAGCACUAAAUGUUUGCGGAUUUUGCACACAACAGCAAUUUCAUGGCAUAUUUUAGUUUUAAAUGUUUUUCCUCCUGUAUUCUGAUUACAUAUGUCGUACAUCCAGUCAAUACUAAAGUGUUCCAUUACCAAUUGAAAAAAAUCUUUUACGUUUGUGGUAGUCUCUUAGAAGGGGGAAGAAUUUUAGAAACUUAAUUUUUGUCGAUCAUUAGAUACGCUGGCCUCGACGAAAAAGGAAUUGAACACAUACAGUUUGAGGGUGCUGACCACGACAUCACAGGCUCAACAUACGGUGCCUCCAUCCCAGUCUACACCGCGCUAGCAGCUGACAGAGAUGUUCUUGUCGCCUAUGAAAUGAACGGGGAUCCCAUCCCGCGGGAUCACGGAUUCCCCGUCAGACUUGUUGCUCCAGGAAUAGUGGGCGCUCGUAACGUGAAAUGGCUGAAGAAAAUUGUCCCAAGUAAAGAAGAAUGCACCGGACAUUGGCAGAAAAAUGAUUACAAGGGAUUUUCGCCCUGCGUUGAUUGGGAUACCGUUGAUUUCACCACGGCUCCUGCUAUUCAAGAUCUACCAGUAACAUCGGCAAUCUGUGAACCAGCCGAGGGUGCUGUCAUCUCCGCAGAUGAUGAAGAAAUAUCACUCAAGGGCUACGCGUGGAGCGGAGGUGGGCGGGGCAUCGUGCGAGUUGACGUCUCCCUCGACGGCGGCAAAACUUGGCAGGUAGCAAACCUCAUAGGCGAUAAUAAGAUUAACCGCGCGUGGGCCUGGAAACUAUGGCAAGCAACUCUACCUUUGCCGGAAGGGAAGGACUCGCUUGAGAUUUGUGUCAAAGCUAUCGAUUCAUCGUAUAAUUCACAGCCUGACAGCGUAGCUCCCAUUUGGAACUUGCGUGGUGUACUGUCAAAUGCUUGGCACCGCGUUAAUGUUAAAGUGAAACGUGAUUAG